Molecule: messenger RNA, 699 nt
Organism: Mytilus trossulus (common blue mussel)
Lineage: Eukaryota; Metazoa; Mollusca; Bivalvia; Mytilida; Mytilidae
Product: small nuclear ribonucleoprotein F
Exons: 4
Coding region: 90-353 (87 amino acids)
Biological process (GO): spliceosomal snRNP assembly; mRNA splicing, via spliceosome
Cellular component (GO): pICln-Sm protein complex; U1 snRNP; catalytic step 2 spliceosome
Molecular function (GO): RNA binding
Source: RefSeq, a predicted model, not a curated record
AAGUACUUCCGUAUUAUUUAUUAACCACCGGCAGCAAAACGAAAAGACCACGCUUUUGUUAUAAAUCGAAUCACACAUCAAAACACACGAUGGCCGCUUUACCUAUGAACCCAAAACCAUUUUUGAAUGGACUCACAGGAAAACCAGUGAUGGUCAAGCUAAAAUGGGGAAUGGAAUAUAAAGGUUACUUGGUUUCUGUAGAUGGUUACAUGAACUUACAGCUUGCUAACACAGAAGAAUUCAUUGAUGGUAUUCAGACAGGAAAUCUUGGGGAAGUUUUAAUCAGAUGUAACAACGUUUUGUACAUUAGAGGAGUGGAAGAAGAAGAUGAAGAAGGAGAAAUGAAGGACUAAGAUCUCCAUUUUACCAUCUCUCAUUCAUUCAUCAUUGUUAUCAUCUCAUUUUUUGAUGGACACAUCUUUUUAUAAAUUUUGAACAUUUUAAUCAUUUCCAUUUGAAUAUCAUGUUCAUGUAUGUAUUCUAUAAAUUGUGAAGUGAAUCAUGAAUGCAAAGCUUAUUGAGCAGGAACUAAGCCAUCUUCAUACAUUUAUGUAUCUCAUUUAUUCUAAGACAGACAAUACUUGGAACAAACAUGAAACAAUAAACAUAAAAAACUUGCUUAUUAAUACAUGGUUAUAAAAUUUUAUUAUGUUGUACAUAUAUUGUUUUAACAACAAAUAAAGUAAAUUUGUUGUGGUA